AUGCAACAGCUCCCAUACGUUGUCGUUACGAACCCAAAUAUCAGCGAAGUGUAUGACCUGUACUACAAUGCUUUCGACGCAUUUCGCAAGGUCAAGGAGAUCAAAUCUCUCGACGACAACGACCGAUUAUGCAAGGUCAUUAGCCAGACGCUCAAGGAACACCUCACAGUCAUACCGAAGCUUGCUAUGGGAAUUCUAGAGUGCAGCGGCCUGAUGAAAGCGGAAGAGUUGGACAAGUUCAUGAACACCAUCUUACGAUCGCGCAUCUCCCGUCGAGUCAUCGCCGAGCAACACCUCGCCCUCACCGAAACCUUCCACGCGCCCUGGUUCUCUCCCGGUGCCAAGCUCGGAGACACCGACUUCAUCGGCGAGAUCUUCCUCAAGUGCAUCGCCAAGGACGUCAUCGAGCGCUGCGGCAAGGCGGUCCAGGGCCUCGCCCGCGCCGCCUACGGCCCGGACGUCGUCAUGCCCGAGAUCGUCGUCCUGGGCCACCUCGAGGCCACCUUCCCCUACAUCCUCAGCCACCUCGAGUACAUCAUCGGCGAGCUGCUGCGCAACUCGGUGCAGGCCGUCAUCGAGAAGCACCAGCAGGGCAGGCCCGGGGGCGAGGAGAAGCCGCCACCGAUCGAGGUGACGGUCUGCGAGGCGGCGCAGCACGUCAUCAUCCGCGUCUCGGACCGCGGCGGCGGCAUCCCCCGCGACGUCAUGCCCUACCUCUGGUCCUUCAGCAAGGGGCCGCAGAGCCAGAAGCUGCUCGAGAACCUGGGCCAGGUGCCGAGGAUGAGCGCGACGCUGCAGGAGCUGCGGCCCAUCUCGCCGGCGCAGGAGAUGCGCCGUCCUCACCACCAUCACGAAGACGGGAAACACCAGCACCACGGCCACGGCCACGGCCACGGCCACAGCCACGACGGUGGCGAACCACACCACGAGGGCUCCCUGUCGACCCUCACCGGCCGGCCGCCAAACCUUAGGCUGGGGAUGGGCCUGCCGCUGAGCCGCGUCUACGCAGAGUACUGGGCCGGCAGUCUCGAGCUGCACAGCCUCGAGGGCUACGGCGUGGAUGCCUUCUUACAGAUCUCCAAGCUGGGCAACAAGAACGAGCAGCUCACGACGAGAGCGAGCAUGGAUGCCGUCUAG
This is a messenger RNA of Thyridium curvatum, 1137 nucleotides long. RefSeq lists its product as uncharacterized. The coding region runs from base 1 to 1137 and encodes 378 amino acids. The record is from RefSeq and is a predicted model, not a curated record. The transcript has 2 exons. Lineage: Eukaryota; Fungi; Ascomycota; Sordariomycetes; Thyridiales; Thyridiaceae. Gene Ontology annotation, molecular function: pyruvate dehydrogenase (acetyl-transferring) kinase activity. Gene Ontology annotation, cellular component: mitochondrion. Gene Ontology annotation, biological process: regulation of glucose metabolic process; protein phosphorylation.